AUGCAGACGGGCCAGAGUCCUUUCAGUGGCCAGAGUGACCCUUCUCCUCUCUUCCUCGGUGCCUGGCACACCAAGGAACCUCUAGUGAUUACCAAAUAUGGGAUCCUCCAAGAAAAACAGAUGCACAUGGGGAAGACACCCAUCAAUGUCUUCCUAGGAGUCCCCUUCUCCAGACCUCCUGUGGAUGCCUGCAGGUUUGCUGCCCCAGAACCCCCAGAGCCCUGGAAAGGAAUCAGAAAUGCCACCAACUAUGCCUCUGUGUGCCUUCAGGAGUCCUGGGGACAGAUCACCUCCAAGUACUUCAACACGCGACAAUACAAGUGGCUGCGCUUAGGCGAGGACAGUGUGUACCUGAAUGUGUACGCGCCAGUGCGCUCGCGCGGGGACGCUCCGCUGCCGGUGAUGAUGGUCUGGUUCCCAGGAGGUGCCUUCCUCGUGGUCGCUUCCACGUACGAUGGCUCGAAGCUGGCCGCCCGCGAGAUGGUGCGCAGCACCAGGCUCUGCAUCCCGGGUUUCCUGAGCACGGGCGACAGCCAGGCCCGCGGGAACUGGGCGCUGCUGGAACAGGUGGUGGCUCUGCACUGGGUACAAGAGAACAUCGCAGCCUUCAGCGGAGACCUAGGCUACGUGACCCUAUUUGGCCAGUCUUCGGGGGCCAUGUGAGUCUCAGGACUGAUGAUGUCACCCCCAGCCUGCAGUCUCUUCCAUCAGGCCAUUUCCCAGAGUGACACUGCAGCACUCAGAGCCUUCAUCACUGCUGACUCAUUGAAGGUGGCCAAGAUAGUUACCCGCCUGGAAGGCUUCACCUACAACAGUACACAGACUCUGUUAGCCGGACUGAAGACAUGAUCAGGGGCUGAGGUGAUGCAUGUAUCCAAGAAGAUGGGAUUCUUCUACCUGAACUCCCAGAAAGACCCUCAGGAGAUUGUGUGGUUCAUGAGCCUGGUGGUGGAUGGUGUGGUGCUCCCAGAUGACCGAGUGGUGCUCCUGAGCAGGGGGCAAGUUGCACCUGUGGCCCAUCUUCUGGGUGUCAACAGCCUGGAAGAGUUCAGUUGGCUGUUACCUUUUAUCAUGAAGUUCUUACUAAACCAGUUCAUAAUGAGAAAAAGAAUAAUUACCAAGCUGCUCUGGAGAACCAGCACCCUGUUGCUCCGGCUGAGCCUGCCUCCCUGCUCCGGAAGCGGCGCCCCUUCCUUCCCUCCUCGCCUGCCCCCACCCCGCGAAGCAGCAAUUACCACCAAGACGGCUGAGGGCCAAUUAGUGCGGGAGACGCGGCGCUUCGUGGUGCCCGUGCAGACCGCAGCCCCCGCAGCACCGCCGCCACCCUCCUCGCUCGUCAGACAGCAUCAGCGGCCUUGGGAGCCCCCUGGGGACGCGCUGUCCGGCCUCCCGCCAGCGGCAGUGAAGGAUCCAGUCGCCUGGCGCGUAGCCAGGGCCGGGGCGGACGCCAGAGCGUUGGGAGUUGAAACUCGCGGCCGUUGGGGGUCGGGGUGA
Molecule: messenger RNA, 1494 nt
Organism: Suricata suricatta (meerkat)
Lineage: Eukaryota; Metazoa; Chordata; Mammalia; Carnivora; Herpestidae
Gene: CES4A
Product: carboxylesterase 4A
Source: RefSeq, a predicted model, not a curated record